UUAAAAGAUGCUUUCCUGCUUCAAUACCCUCUCUUUCUUUAUUUCAUUCUUUUGCUCACUCCCUUCUCAGCUUGUACUGUCGCUUUAUUAGCAUACAUGACUUCUUGGAAUAAUCCCCUUUUUUAAACUCAAAUGGCCACAAAUAAAGUUGCAGCUCUUCAGAGCAAGAAAAGAAGAGAUUUUAUACCUUACUUUUUGGGUUUUGUCCUGUUCCUGUACUGCAGCGUGCAUCUUAUAUCAUUCACAGCCCAUACGUCUGAAUUGAACCAAACAAUCAGAGUCCGCCGUGCAUUAGAGAACGAAACAGAGUGCAUCGCACCUCAAUCGUCUGAAUUCCCUGAGGGCUUCUUCACCGUGCAAGAGAGGAAGGACGGAGGCCUUGUCAUUUACUUCAUGCUAACUUUCUACAUGCUUUUGGCAGUCUCUAUAGUGUGUGAUGACUACUUUCUCCCAUCCUUAGAAGUCAUCAGUGAGCGUCUGGGACUCUCCCAAGAUGUGGCUGGUGCUACCUUCAUGGCCGCUGGGAGUUCAGCACCUGAGCUGGUGACGGCCUUCCUGGGAGUUUUUGUCACUAAAGGGGACAUAGGGGUGAGCACAAUAGUGGGCUCGGCUGUCUACAACCUUUUGGGCAUCUGUGCUGCAUGUGGACUCUUGGCCUCUAUGGCAGGACGUCUCACCUGCUGGCCAUUGUUUAGGGACUGCUUGGCGUACAGCAUUAGUGUGGCCGCUGUUAUUGCCAUCAUUUUUGAUAACAAGGUGUACUGGUACGACGCUACUUGGCUCCUACUAGUCUAUGGCAGCUACAUCGUGGUCCUGUGCUUUGACCUUCGCAUUAGUGAGUUUGUCCUGAGAAAGAUCAGUCCUUGCUGCACUUGUUUGGGCAAUAGCUUGGAAGAAAAAAGCGAGACACGAGCUCUGAUGGGCCUUUGGCACGAUGACAAAAGCCUGCGAAUCCACAGCCGCUCCAGGACGGACAGCGGGAUCUUCCAGGAUGACUCUGGGUAUUCGCAUCUUUCUCUCAGCUUGCAUGGCCUCAAUGAAAUUCCUGAUGAACAUAAAGGUGUGUUCACUGUGCCGGAGAGUGACUGGAAAAGGAUCGUGUGGGUCUUAUCGCUACCAAUCAUUGUGCUGCUUUUCCUGACCAUCCCUGACUGCAGGAAGCGCUUCUGGAAGCAGUGGUUCGUCGUUACCUUUAUCAUGUCUGCGGUCUGGAUCUCGGGUUUCACGUAUAUCCUGGUGUGGAUGGUCACAGUUGUCGGUGAGACACUUGGCAUCCCUGAUACAGUGAUGGGACUCACUCUGCUUGCAGCUGGAACCAGUAUACCAGAUACUGUAGCCAGUGUGAUGGUGGCCAGAGAAGGGAAAGCAGACAUGGCCAUGUCCAACAUUGUGGGUUCGAACGUAUUCGACAUGCUUUGUCUGGGUGUGCCGUGGUUCAUCAAGACUGUAUUUGUGGACACCAACAAUCCAGUGGAGGUCAACAGCACCGGGCUGGUGUUCAUUUCUGCCACACUCCUCCUUUCCAUCGUCUUCCUCUUUGUGGCUGUGCACCUGAAUGGAUGGAAACUGGACUGGAAAUUGGGACUGGUUAGCCUCAUUUGCUACAUCCUAUUUGCUACUCUGUCUAUCCUGUAUGAGUUGGGGAUUAUUGGUAAUAAUCCUUUAAGACUGUGCGGCGACUGAAGAAUUUACCCUUCCCAGGACCAAAGCAGUGUUUACCAAGACUCUUGAGAAAAUAUUCCAAGCAUGUUCCAAUUCAUGGGUCAGCAUCAUUAGAUCUGGUCUACACCACACCCUCUCAGGAAGAUUACCAAAGAUCACGUUGUUGGUGUGAGUGCCAGGUUACCACAAUGUGAAACUUUCUCCAUUGCAUUGAACUUUUAGAAGCCAUUUUUGAAACCUAUGAAAUGGGAAAUAUGUUGCAACCAGAGUGAGCUCUCCGUCCAGAAAGACGAAAUUAAAAAAAAACGGGUGUUUAGUGGCUGUGUUCUUGUUUUUAAGGAGACCAAAAAUUGAACACUGAUAAAGUUUUACGAGCAAGGUCUUAUUGCCUGUGAGGAGGAAACAACCAUAAAUAGUAGAGCAAACUUUCCACAUGCUGUCACCUUUACCAAAACAAUUGAGCUCAAAAGGCCACGAGCACCUCUCUCUGAUCUGUGAUGCAAUUUGGGUCAUUAAGUCGACACACUCUCCAGCCCUCUCAAACACGUACUGAUCUGGGAAUAAAAAAUGUUUAGGUCAAUUUAAAGCCAUCCUUAAUGUUGCAUGUGGAAUGUCACCACACCAGAGAGGCCACUACAGGGCAGUGUUAGGUAAUAAAAUGCAAUCAAGGAACACUUCUAGUUGACUUUUAUAGCCAUCGGGUUUAAAAAUUAAAAUGUUUAUUUGUUCAAAUAACUUGCCAUACAAUUUAAAAAAUCGGAUUACAAAACAAAAGAUAAUAGGACCUACGUUGAAAACAUUAACAAAACAAAUAGAAACCAUGGACGCAAAGUUAAAUGAAGAACUGUAAUUGUGUUUUUAAAACAAAACAAGAGCGUGCUGGCAGAAAUGGCGCGAAAUGUGGAAAUGAGCGCACGCAUUCCUCUUUUUAAAAAAAAAAAAAAAAACCUCUAGGCAUAACGAUCAAUACGGACAUCCACCUCUCGGCCAUUGAUCUUUGUUCCAUUCAUCAUCCGGCAGGCUUUCUCGGCACUCUCUUGAGAGUCGAAUCUCACUGUUCCGCAGCCCUUUGACUUGCCGUUCGUCAUCUUGAUCUCUGCAAACAUCACCUGGCCUGUGGCCAGGAGGAAGAAGUCAAUUUUAUCCAUUUUAAUGUUUGCUAAACUAUAAAUGUGCUACUACAAGAAUUUAUUGUAUGUCGUGUUAUUUACAUAUUUUAACACAUGAGCAAGGUAAGGGUAAGCGUGGAAAGAAACAUACCACAGUGACUGAAUUUCUCUUUCAGUUUUUGCCAUUUGAGAUCAUAGGAGAGCUGCAGCGCAGAAAUGAAGUUAAGAUAAUGUACCACAAAUAUAUAUUUUAAUAUACACAGGAUUUUGCAAUUGUCUCAUAGGGUAAGUAGUUUUGUUUCAUCUUUCACCAGUUUAGUUUUCAUACUGGUUUCUGUCAGACUUUGUAAAACAGAUUAAUCACAAGAACAGUUUCCACUCCACUAAAGGUUCACACCAUACUUGAACUUACAUUUCGCACAAAGAUCUGACAACCAGCCUUGGGCCCAUAGCCUCUGUCCGACAUGCUCAGGUGACUGGGUCCGCCACCUCCGAAGCUGCGGUUCAAAUCCAUUCCUGACAUUCCCAUCCGGUCAAAGCCCGAGCCCAUGCGAUCCAUGGCCAUGCUGCCCAUACCACCACCUGUGGUGAAUCCACACAGAAUUGGUCAGAAAAAGUUCAAACACCUUCCUGUGCUAAAUGAUGACUCCAACACUGUUCCAGGCCUGCUUGGAUGAAUCAAAAUAAUCAAUUACUGCAAAUACAUUUUAAGGAGAAAAAAAAAUAUAUUAAAAUAACUCUGCUUUCACUCACAUGUUCCGUGUAAAAGUACAUACACACAAAUCGUAUUGAAUCAGUAUCGAGUCCAGUAACAACAUUUCAGCAGGAAGCUGAGGCUUUUAUGACUAACAGUAACUUCAGUUCAGAGCUAAAAUAUAAACAUUAUGACCAAUACUACGAAAACAAAUGGGUGCAACGGCGCAAUAUAGUCCAGUCCUUAAAGACCAUAUGACACGAGAAAAAAAGUCUUAAAUGGCAUUAUUAUGUGAAUCAGAAUCAUAUUUUGAGACGAUUCGACUAUUAGACACUUAGAAAAGCACAGAUGACGAGAAAUUAGUCUUUUAAUCUGCCGGUUAGCCACGCCUACCAUUAUAGGGCUUUAGCGUCCGCAACAGGUGGAUGACGUCAGCGGUAGACUGGGCUCAUCGGUUUUACUUUUCAGCCCAUUGAGGGGGAAUUAUUCAGAACGAGGAAAACGCGACGAAGAGAGCCGCAAAAUGUCAUUGUUUCAGUCUCUCUACUCCAAUAUUUUUACAGGAUAUUCUUUUUAUCCAAGUAUUUUCCCCCAAUAGCUAUAUAAAUGGCUUGAGAAGGACCAGUCAGCCCGUCAAGGGGGAACUAUUCACAACGAGGAAAACGCGACGAAGAGAGCGGCAAAAUGUCAUUGUUUCUGUCUCUUUACUUCAAUAUUUUUACAGGAUAUUCUUUUUAUCCAAGUAUUUUCCCCAAUUGCUAAAUAAAUGGCAUGGUCAUGACU
Corythoichthys intestinalis (scribbled pipefish) is the source of this 4248-nucleotide messenger RNA. RefSeq names its product solute carrier family 24 member 5 (gene slc24a5). Gene Ontology annotation, cellular component: membrane; trans-Golgi network. Lineage: Eukaryota; Metazoa; Chordata; Actinopteri; Syngnathiformes; Syngnathidae. Gene Ontology annotation, molecular function: calcium channel activity; calcium, potassium:sodium antiporter activity. The record is from RefSeq and is a predicted model, not a curated record. The transcript has 9 exons. The coding region runs from base 133 to 1683 and encodes 516 amino acids. Gene Ontology annotation, biological process: calcium ion transmembrane transport; intracellular calcium ion homeostasis; melanocyte differentiation.